Messenger RNA from Oppiella nova, 2934 nucleotides. The record is from the annotation of a GenBank genome assembly. NCBI's taxonomy places the organism in Eukaryota, Metazoa, Arthropoda, Arachnida, Sarcoptiformes, Oppiidae.
AUGGAUUUAUUUGCCACGAGUGCCUUCAAACUGAUCUCAAGUGUCCUGACAUUUGUGAACCCAUUAGUUCUCGACCGACUCAUCACAUUCAUGAGUCCGUCCAAUGACGAGCCCCAGUGGAGGGGCUUUUUCUACGCCUCCCUUAUGUUUAUUACCCCUCUAUUUGAAUCGCUAUUAAACAGUCAAUACGAAUAUCGGGUAAAUUUAGUGGCUAUGAAGAUAAGAGCUUCACUUAUAUCUACUAUUUAUAAAAAGACACUAAAGUUGUCGAGUUGUGGCCGAAAGGACUUCACUUGUGGCGAAAUAGUGAACCUAAUGUCCGUUGAUAUACAACGGAUUCUCGACUUUAUACUGAUAGGAAACCUGAUAGUGUCGGCACCCCUACAGAUCACAAUUGCCUCUAUACUUUUGUGGCAACAAUUAGGUGUGGCCACUCUGGCAGGACUUGCAUUUCUGAUAAUUUUAGUGCCAUUCAAUGGGUAUAUGGCUAAUAUAGUCCGCAAAUAUCAAGUGAUUCAGAUGGAGUUUAAAGAUCACCGGGUUAAACUAAUUAAUGAGAUUCUCAAUGGUAUUAAAGUACUGAAAUUGUAUGCGUGGGAGAAGUCAUUCAAAGAUCAAGUGCUCAAAGCCAGAGAGAAAGAAGUGAAUGCGUUAAAUAUGGGUGCCAUAUACCAGGGACUACCCCUGGGUUUUAUUCCUGUACUACUCUCCACUGGGGCACUGUGUUUGGUAUCCCUUAAUAGAAUCGAUGACUUUAUUAAUGCCAAAGAAAUCGAUGGCAACUCUAUUACAAGGGAUGGAAACAUCAAAACUCCUAUUGUUCUCAAUAACACCACUUUCUCGUGGAGUAAAGGCUUGCCUCCAGUUCUCAAAGAUAUAUCACUGGAAGUGCAGCACAAGAAUUUAGUAGCAAUCGUGGGUCAGGUGGGGGCCGGCAAGUCAUCUCUAUUGUCAGCUAUUUUGGGUGAACUGGAGAUUCUGAACGGAAAGGCUAAUAUACAUGGCAGUAUUGCUUACGUACCACAAGAGGCUUGGAUCCAGAAUAAGACACUCAAACAGAAUAUUCUGUUCGUUAAGGAAUAUAAUGACAAAUAUUACAAACAAGUGCUCGAGUCGUGUGCACUACUGCCAGACCUGAGUGUACUUCCCGAUGAAGACAUGACUGAAAUCGGCGAAAAAGGCAUAAACCUGUCGGGCGGUCAGAAACAGAGGGUAUCGCUGGCGAGGGCUGUCUAUUCAAACGCAGACAUCUAUUUACUGGACGACCCACUCAGCGCUGUUGACACACAUGUCGGCAAACAUUUGUUUGACAAAACCAUUGGUCCGAACGGCUUAUUAAAAGACAAAACCAGAGUUUUGGUGACCAAUUGUGUAUCAGUUUUGCCAAAAGUGGAUCAAAUAAUUGUGCUCAAGAAUGGCUUCGUGUCUGAAUCAGGAACAUUUGAGGCCUUAAUUGCCAAAAAUGGUUAUUUCGCUGAAUUCGUAACCGAAUAUCUUUUAGAGCAUUCGGACACUGAACUCGAAAAUGGAGACAAAACUAUUGUCAACCAAUUGAGGGAACGAUUAAAACCACUGAUUGACAAAUCCAUCGAUGAGUCCAUCUGUCAAUCAAUCAGUGGUUCAGUGGUAUCUCGCAGUGAAAGCGAUCGGAUCAGGAAAAGAGUUUCCAAACAAUCGUCGAGUCUAUUGAGUGAAAAAAGUUUUAAAGACACGAAAUAUGAAGAAACUGUGAAACAAAAACCAAUGAUUAAAACGAGUGGAAAACUAACAGAGACCGAGAAAUCCGCGGAGGGAUCCGUUGGACUAACGGUUUAUCGAAAAUAUAUUCAUUUGAUUGGUUUGGCAUUUAAUACAGUGAUUGUUGUGUCGUUUAUCAUCUCAAAUGUGGCCCAAGUAUUAGCCGGUCUUUGGCUCAGCAAAUGGUCUGACGAUUCACUGGACGCUAAUAAAAUGAAUGACACGAAUCUGCGGCACUUAAGACUUGGUGUAUACGCCGGGAUCGGCAUUAUUGACGCCGUUUUCAACUUAAUUGCAAACAUUUGUGUAAUUCUGGGCUGUAUUAGAGCCGCAAAGCAUUUACACAACACUAUGUUAGACCGGGUGUUGAGAGCACCCAUGCUUUUCUAUGACACAACACCAAUUGGGAGGGUAUGGAACAGAUUCAGUCGAGACAUGGAUGUGGCGGACGUGGCACUGGUGUUCAGUCUUCGGAUGACAAUCACAUCACUCUUCCGCACAAUUGUGGCCUUCUUUAUGAUCAGUUUGGAAACGCCAUUCAUUUUGGUGGCUAUAUUGCCGUUGGCUGUGGUCUACCAUUUCAUCCAAAAGAUAUAUAUUCCCACUUCUCGUCAACUCAAGCGAAUCGACUCGACCACCCGUUCCCCUAUUUAUAGCCAUUUUAGCGAAACUAUUAGCGGUUUUACAAGUAUUAGAGCGUAUGGAGUGUCCGAUCAGUUCAUAAAGGAGUCCAACCGACGAGUGGACGACAACCAUAUGUGUAAUUAUCCAAGUUUUACGGGCACCCGAUGGCUGGCCAUUAGACUCGAGUUCUUAGGCUAUUGUAUAGUAUUUUUAUCGGCAAUAUUUGCUGUGGUAUACAGACAUGAACUGAGUCCCGGUAUAGCGGGUCUGGCUAUUAGUAAUUCACUCAUUAUAACCAGUGUUUUGACAUCAUUUGUGAAGUCAGCCACAGAUCUCGAGUCUAAUAUAGUUUCUGUGGAGCGAUGUCUUGAAUACACAACGACUCCAACAGAAGCCGAGUGGUACAACGAGAUAACCAAACCGAAGCCCAAUUGGCCAGAAAGUGGAGAAAUAAAGUUCAAUGAAUACAGUACGAGAUAUCGAGAAGGACUCGAUUUAGUGCUCAAAAAGAUUACAAUAGAAGUGAAACCAAAAGAAAAGGUGGGGAUCGUUGGCCGCACCGGUGCCGGCAAA